GGGUCCGCGGCGCUGGGCUGGCGAGCAGGAUGGAGGCGGCGGAGGCCAUGCCGGGCUACGAGGCGCUGGUGCGGCGCAGCUACGGGAGCCUGGCCGGGGCGCUGCGGAGCUGCACGGGCUGCGGCUGGGAGCUGGCCCGGCGGACGUGGGCCGAGAACGCGCGGCUGGCCUGGAGCGAAUUGCUGCUCUGCCUCCUCUGCGCCGUCGGCUGGACAGUCGCCCGGCGAGCCGCCACCCGGCGCCUCUUUCGGCCCUUUGCUGAGUGGUGCCAGCUGUCCCCCAAGGAUGCUGCCAAGAUGCCCGAGAGUGCCUGGAAGCUGGCCUUCUACACCCUCUCCUGGUCGUAUGGCACCUACCUGCUCUUCUUCGCUGGCUACCCCUUUUUCCAUGACCCUCCUUCGGUCUUUUAUGGCUGGAAGAGGGGCAUGGAGGUCCCGCCAGACAUUGCCAUCGCUUACCUGAUGCACGGCAGCUUCUAUGGCCACUCUCUCUAUGCCACAUUCUACAUGGACGCUUGGCGCAGGGACUCAGUCGUCAUGCUCGUCCACCACAUAGUCGCCCUAAUGCUCAUCACCUUCUCUUAUAUGUUCAGGUACCACAACGUGGGAAUCCUCGUCCUCUUCCUUCAUGACAUCAGCGACGUUCAGCUGGAGUUCACAAAGCUCAAUGUCUACUUCAAAUAUCGGGGCGGGGUCUACCAUCGUCUGAACGAUUUGAUCUCUAACGCCGGUUGCGUCUCCUUCAGCAUAAGCUGGUUCUGGUUCCGCUUGUACUGGUUCCCUCUCAAAGUGCUCUAUGCCACCUGCCACACCAGCCUCCAGACUGUCCCGGACAUCCCCUUCUACUUCUUUUUCAAUGCUUUGCUCUUCAUCCUGACUCUGAUGAACAUCUAUUGGUUUCUGUACAUCACCCUCUUCAUAGUGAAGGUCUUGCUGGGGCAAGUUCGGGAAGUGAACGACGUCCGGGAAUAUGAUGUUGACGCAGCCUGCAAGAAGAGAGACCGGGAGUUUCACAUCCCCAGCUGCUGGAAGGAGGGGAAACAUUUGAAGAACGGACUCGUGAAAGACAAGCGGUUGUAGAUGGCACCCACUGAAUCUCCGCUGGCAAGGACCCCCAGCUUGCUUGGCAACCCAGAGA
Molecule: messenger RNA, 1137 nt
Organism: Lacerta agilis (Sand lizard)
Lineage: Eukaryota; Metazoa; Chordata; Lepidosauria; Squamata; Lacertidae
Gene: CERS1
Product: ceramide synthase 1
Exons: 7
Coding region: 30-1079 (349 amino acids)
Biological process (GO): ceramide biosynthetic process
Cellular component (GO): membrane
Molecular function (GO): sphingosine N-acyltransferase activity
Source: RefSeq, a predicted model, not a curated record